UUAUUGUUGGUAUGAGACACAGGAAGCUGCAUGUUGUUAUUAUUAAAAGUUAAAAAUAUCCUGAGCUGAAUGUCCCAUAGCCCAAAGAGACUCCUGUCGCAGUCGGACGAGAAGGCCACCAUGGUGCUGAACCCUGUCAUUUCCAAGCUCUCCGGCAAACUGGUCGUGCUGGCCAGUGCCUCUCCCAGGAGACUGGAGAUUCUUCGCAAUGCGGGUUUACGCUUUGAGGUGGUACCAUCCUGGUUUAAAGAAACCCUUGAAAAGGGAAUUUUCAGCGCUCCUUAUGAGUACGCAGUUGAGACGGCCAAACAGAAAGCCCUGGAGGUGGCCAGGAGGAUGCCCUUUAAACAUUUGAAAACUCCAGACAUUGUAAUUGGAGCAGACACUAUUGUGAGUGUGGACGGGAUGAUUUUAGAGAAGCCAGCGGACAAACAUGAUGCUUACAGGAUGCUGUCGAGCUUGAGUGGUAAAGAGCACAGUGUCUUCACUGGUGUUGCAAUUGUCCUCUGUCAUGAGAAAGAAAAUGAAGAAGUGGAUUACCAGCUGAUUGACUUCUUCGAAGAAACAAAGGUGAAGUUUGCUGAUCUCUCAGAAGAUAUGCUGUGGGAGUACAUCAAUAGUGGUGAACCCAUGGACAAAGCUGGCGGUUAUGGUAUCCAGGCUCUCGGGGGCAUGCUGGUGGAGUACGUCCACGGAGACUUCCUCAAUGUCGUAGGGUUCCCCCUCAAUCGCUUCUGCAAACAGCUGGACCUUAUUUACAACCCCUGUACUUCGUCUUCAGACCAGCAAAGUGCCACCUCAAUGCUCACUCAGCCCCCACACAACCUGCCAGAUCAGUCCAGGCCGAGUCCCAGCUCUUCAGCCAAAAACAACCCUUCAACCAGCCUCAGACCAAACAGCCCAACUACCAGUCACACACAUCACACCCACGACAGCCCUCCAUUGAGUCCAGUCCAUAAGGUGAAAAGGAAAGACGGUAUCGGCGAAGUGAAUGAGAGUUCUCGGAUGUUGGUGAACAGUUUGUCUAAAGACAGAGGUGCUGAGAUCAUUGACUCUGAGAACACAACAUUACCGCUGAUCCCCAGCAGAGGGCAGGUGAUCGAUCUCAAUGUGACAGAGCAAGAGGACAGUGAACCUAAAAGAGAGGAUCUGCAGAGAAUCAUUGGACUAAUGGAUGGAUUCAAAGCCUCAAAGGCAUUGUUUACUGCCUCCAAGUUAUGUGUGUUUGACCUGCUUCACCGCAGCCCAGGGCUGGAUGCAGCACAGAUGGCCCAGGAGAUCAAAGCCUCCGUGAAGGGGACUGAAUGCCUGUUGGAGGCUUGUGUGUCUCUGGGACUGUUGAAGAGCAAAGACAGAACAUGCCAAAAGCCUGUGUACGAGAACACAGACCUGUCGGUGCGUUUUUUGCGCUCUGAUGCAGCUUAUUCUCUGCACGGAUACAUCCAGCACUGCAACACCACAGUGUGGCCUCUUUUCUCUCACCUUGAGAGUGCUGUGCAGGAGGGUACUAACCAGCAUGAGAAGGCCUUUGGUAAAAAAACAAACGAUUUGUUCCAGGAUAAUUACUACAACAGUGAAGAAAAGAAACUGAGAUUCAUGCGUGCCAUGCACAGCAUUGCCAAAGUUACCGGAAAAGACGUGGCCACAGCCUUUGACCUCUCCACUUUUAAAACGGCCUGUGAUCUUGGAGGAUGCACUGGCGCCAUGGCCUAUGAGUUUACUAAAGCUCACCCUGGGUUGUCUGUGACAGUGUUUGACUUACCUGCUGUUGUUGAGAUGAGCGAACAUUUCCAUCCGCAGCACAAAGACGACAGGGUUUCAUUUGUAGAAGGAGACUUCUUAAAAGACGAGUUGCCCAAAGCAGACCUAUACAUCCUGGCAAGAAUCCUUCAUGACUGGUCUGAUGAGAAGGUGCACAUGCUUCUGAGUAAAAUCGGGCAAACAUGCACACCAGGCUGUGGACUCCUGCUAAGUGAGAUCUUCCUGGAUGAAGACAGGAGGGGUCCGAGUCGUGGGCUGCUUCAGGCCCUCAGCAUGAGCGUGGGGAAACAAAGGAGCGCAGCAGAAUACAGUCUGCUAUUGAAGAGCCACGGUUUCAUCACAGCACACGUCAGACACACUGACAACUUACUGGAUGCUAUGCUCUGCAUCAGAGUGUGACAUCACUCACUGGGACUAUAGGGAUGGUCUUGUAAUACACUGAAUGUUGUAGCCAAGAAUUGUCGAAAUCAAAGAUGAAGCUCAAGAAAGUUUUUACAAUUUUUUGUUUUAAUGAGUCAUACAAAGAUAAAUGAUCUGUUUAUGUUUGAGUUUCUGCAAACGAAAUAAAUGUUGAUUUGUUCAUAUCUUCCAAGCCAUUUUUUUUUUUUUUUUUGAUUUCCC
Messenger RNA from Paralichthys olivaceus (Japanese flounder), 2382 nucleotides. Lineage: Eukaryota; Metazoa; Chordata; Actinopteri; Pleuronectiformes; Paralichthyidae. The record is from RefSeq and is a predicted model, not a curated record.